AUGGCGGAUCUAGUAGAACCUUAUUCCAAGCGACCUCUUCUCCAGUUCUUCGACACUAGUCAAGGUGCCAGAGUGGUUAAUGGGCUGCCCUGCUACCAAACCCUUGGUUUCAGUAUAGGCAGUGGCUUCGGUCGCGCAGUUGCUGGAUUCCGCCGUAGUGGUAAGUAA
This is a messenger RNA of Colletotrichum graminicola M1.001, 168 nucleotides long. RefSeq lists its product as uncharacterized. The transcript has 3 exons. NCBI's taxonomy places the organism in Eukaryota, Fungi, Ascomycota, Sordariomycetes, Glomerellales, Glomerellaceae. The coding region runs from base 1 to 168 and encodes 55 amino acids. The record is from RefSeq and is a predicted model, not a curated record.